Molecule: messenger RNA, 648 nt
Organism: Knipowitschia caucasica
Lineage: Eukaryota; Metazoa; Chordata; Actinopteri; Gobiiformes; Gobiidae
Source: the annotation of a GenBank genome assembly
AUGCACCACCUCCUCAUCAGCAGGAGACCGAGGAGACGCACCACCUCCUCAUCAGCAGGAGACCGAGGAGAUGCACCACCUCCUCAUCAGCAGGAGACUGAGGAGACGGACCACCUCCUCAUCAGCAGGAGACCGAGGAGACGCACCACCUCCUCAUCAGCAGGAGACCGAGGAGACGACCACCUCCUCAUCAGCAGGAGACCGAGGAGAUGCACCACCUCCUCAUCAGCAGGAGACCGAGGAGACGCACCACCUCCUCAUCAGCAGGAGACUGAGGAGACGGACCACAUCCUCAUCAGCAGGAGACCGAGGAGACGACCACCUCCUCAUCAGCAGGAGACCAAGGAGAUGCACCACCUCCUCAUCAGCAGGAGACUGAGGAGACGGACCACCUCCUCAUCAGCAGGAGACCGAGGAGACGCACCACCUCCUCAUCAGCAGGAGACUGAGGAGACGGACCACAUCCUCAUCAGCAGGAGACCGAGGAGAUGCACCACCUCCUCAUCAGCAGGAGACCGAGGAGACGCACCACCUCCUCAUCAGCAGGAGACUGAGGAGACGGACCACAUCCUCAUCAGCAGGAGACUGAGGAGAUGCACCACCUCCUCAUCAGCAGGAGACCGAGGAGAUGAACUACCUCCUCAUUAA